Molecule: messenger RNA, 771 nt
Organism: Hyphopichia burtonii NRRL Y-1933
Lineage: Eukaryota; Fungi; Ascomycota; Pichiomycetes; Serinales; Debaryomycetaceae
Exons: 1
Biological process (GO): mitotic spindle elongation; vesicle-mediated transport
Cellular component (GO): Golgi membrane
Source: RefSeq, a predicted model, not a curated record
UUAUUGGUUUUUUAUAAAAAACUAAUUGGUUCUUUACUGGUACUAGCCGAUAAAUGGCAUGAAUUAAGUUAUGGUCGAUUACUCUUAUUUACUUUGGUUUUCUUUGUUGGAUUCCCACCUUUAAUUGGGUUUCUGGCCUUGUCGAUGUUGACGGGUAUGGUUUAUGGUUUUCUUGGUGGUUGGCCAAUUUUAGCAACUGCAUCAAUAAGUGGAUCAUUUGUUUCAUUUUUAGUUUAUAGAUUUUUACUUCAUAAUCAAGCCGAAAGAUUAAUUAAUUCAAAUGAAAAAUUUAGAGCUUUUUCUGAAAUUUUAAAAGAAGAUCAAAGUUUACUACUUUUAGUUUUGAUUAGAUUAUGUCCUUUACCUUACUCUUUAUCGAACGGUGCUUUAGCUGCUGUGCCUAACUUACCAGCUUUAACUUAUUUAUUAGCUUCGGUCAUCACUUCACCUAAAUUACUUAUUCAUACUUUUGUUGGUCAUAAAAUGAAAGAAUUAGGUGACGAUAAAAAAUCUUCUUCUUCCAAGGUUUUUGAUAUCAUUAGUAUAGUAAUUACCGGUUUGGCUGCUUCCAUUACCACUUACAUUAUCUAUUCUCGUAUGCAAAAAAAAUUGAGAGAUUAUCAUUCGGGUUUUGAAGUAAACGAUUCGCUAAUCUUUGGAAAUUUUGGUGAUGAUGUCGAAUCUAAUAAUAACGUGGAAUUGAAUUCUGCUGAUUUUGAUGCUGACAAUUUUAUCAUUGAAGAUGAAGAUGAAGCUGAUGAUCAACCUCAA